Messenger RNA from Staurois parvus, 1266 nucleotides. The record is from the annotation of a GenBank genome assembly. NCBI's taxonomy places the organism in Eukaryota, Metazoa, Chordata, Amphibia, Anura, Ranidae.
AUGCUGUACCUGGAGGAUUACCUGGAGAUGAUCGAGCAGCUUCCCAUGGAUCUGCGCGACAGGUUUACGGAAAUGCGGGAGAUGGACCUGCAGGUGCAGAAUGCAAUGGACCAGUUAGAACAGCGAGUUGGAGAAUUUUUUUCUAAUGCCAAGAAGAACAAACCUGAAUGGAGGGAAGAACAAAUGACGGCUAUUAAAAAAGAUUAUUUUAAAGCCUUGGAAGAUGCAGAUGAGAAAGUGCAGCUAGCAAAUCAAAUUUAUGAUUUGGUAGACCGUCAUUUGAGAAAACUUGACCAAGAACUGGCAAAAUUUAAGAUGGAACUGGAGGCUGAUAAUGCUGGCAUUACUGAAAUAUUGGAAAGAAGGUCGUUAGAACUAGACACGCCAUCUCAGCCUGUGAAUAACCACCAUGCUCAUUCUCAUUCUUCAGGAGAGAAAAGGAAGCACAAUCCAUCAUCCCAUCAUUCUACUACAGACCAUGUACCAGAGAAAAAAUUCAAGUCUGAGGCGUUGUUAUCAACACUUACUUCUGAUGCAUCUAAAGAAAAUACUCCAGGGUGUAGAAAUACUUUGGCCUCCACUACUACUAACGUUUACAAUGUGAAUUCCACCCAGCCACUGGCGUCCUAUAACUUGAGUUCUCUUUCAAGUGGAGCUGCUACAGGGGCUGGAGCUGGAGCCAUUACCAUGGCUGCUGCUCAAGCAGUUCAAGCCACUGCACAGAUGAAAGAAGGAAGGAGAACAUCCAGUAUGAAAGCCAGUUACGAGGCCUUUAAAAAUAACGACUUUCAACUUGGGAGAGAGUUCUUGUCUAGAGACUCUACAAGUUAUUCCUCUUCAGCCUUGGCUUCUACACUAACACAGACCUUGACAUCUUCAGCAACCACAGACUCGAGAAGUGGGCGGAAAAACAAAAGCAAUAAUAAAUCUUCAAGCCAACAAUCUUCCUCGUCAUCUUCUUCCUCAUCAUUAUCCUCUUGCUCGUCAUCAUCAGCUCUAGCACAUGAGCUGUCACAUCAACAAACAGCAGCUAUUCCAGAGUCAGAUUCGAAUAACCAAGUUGACUGGACAUAUGAUCCCAAUGAACCCCGUUAUUGCAUCUGUAAUCAGGUCUCUUAUGGUGAGAUGGUAGGCUGCGAUAACCAAGAUUGCCCCAUUGAAUGGUUUCAUUAUGGAUGUGUAGGAUUAUCAGAAGCUCCCAAAGGGAAGUGGUAUUGUCCACAGUGCACAGCUGCCAUGAAAAGAAGAGGAAGCAGACAUAAAUAA